Messenger RNA from Meloidogyne enterolobii, 2129 nucleotides. Lineage: Eukaryota; Metazoa; Nematoda; Chromadorea; Rhabditida; Meloidogynidae. The record is from the annotation of a GenBank genome assembly.
UUUAUUUAAUAAUUCAAGUUUUUUGUUUAUUAAGUGAGAUUCAAAUAUAUCUACAUAAUGUAAUCGCCAUGUUUUGAUUAUUGGCCAACUUAUCUACAACUUGUUUUGUGUUUUAAUAAAUAUAUAACGCUCUGGAACCGUUACCAAAAGAUUUUUAAUUUUAUGCCUCCUCACCUUUCAUCAUUUUAUGCAAACAAUUAUUUAAAGGUUUAAAAUUUGACUCGGGGAUGUGUCUAUAUUUUUAUUUGAUUUUAUUUCUGAUACUUUUGAAUGGCCUUGAAUGUCAGGAUACUUCAAAUUACCAAACUGGACAAGUUUUAAAUCAGAAAAUGGAAGAAAAUGGAGUUGUUGGAGAACCAACAGUUCAGUGUGGAAUUGAUUCUCUCUCUUUAGAGAUAAAAACAAAUAACCCAUUUUCUGGACGUCUCUUCAUCAGCGGGUUUAGUCAAGAAAAACAUUGCCAAUUGUUGGGGAAUGGCUCACUUCAGCGUCUCCAAUUUACUGUUCAGUUUGGACAAUGCGGUUUACGCCGAAGUCGCGAACUUAAUGGAAUUAGUGUGCAAACAAUUGUAAUUGUUUCUUUUCAUCCAAUUUUUGUUACCAAACUUGACCGUGCUUAUCGCCUCAAUUGUUUUUACACUGAAACGCGCAAAACAUUUACUCAAAAUUUGGAGGUUGGUCAACUAACUACUUCAGGGAACAUUUUUCGAAAGAGUGAGGCUAUGCCACAGUGCAGAUAUGAUAUUCUGUGGCAGAAUGCUAGAGGACAAUCUAUUCGUUUUGCGCGUAUUGGUGAUGUUGUUUUUCAUCGUUGGAGCUGUCAAACACCAGAAAUUGGCACUUAUUGCAUGCGCGUCCAUAGCUGCGCCGUUUCUGAUGGGCAAGGGGGAGAGCCUGUUGAAGUGAUUGACAAAAAAGGAUGUGGAGUGGAUGCACUUUUGUUACGUGAUUUAGAAUACACUGAUGAUUUGACUGCUGGCCAAUCCGCCUUUGUUUUUAAAUUUGCUGACAAACCAUCAUUACAUUUUAAUUGCCAAAUUGAGUUGACAUUGAGGGAGGAAUGGUCCAACAAUGGAUGUGAACCUAAUAGACCAAAAUGUUCUCCAGCAUCAACAUAUCAAUAUACUCAACAAUUUCAACAAUUGGAAACAACAACAAAAAUUUUGUCAAAAUAUGGUCUUCAAUAUGAUUCUGGCAAUAGUGAAUUACAAGAAGUAAAUGAAGAAAAUUCAAAAAUUAAUUUGCCUUCAAAAACAACAGAAACAACAAAAGCUCCUCCAAUUCCAACAACAAAAACAACAACACAAAUUAUUAGAGAAAAAGAACUACCUCCAGCACAUUAUCGUAUCAACGAGGAUUGGAGGAGAAGAACAGCUACAACUGCAACAAUUGUGGACAACAAUAAAAUAUCUGAAGAAAGGAUGAAAUUUCCUCAAACUGAAGUUGUACCUAGUAAUCAUGCAACCGAAGUUUCAUCAACAACAGAAGAGAGUAUAUUAGAACCGAGUGAAACUUUAUCUUUAGUUGAUGUGAUGCAACAAGAUGCUAUUUACCAAGACGAAGUUAACUCACCAAUACGAAGAGACACACCUACAACUAACAAUCAAGAAAUUGACCGUCGUCUUCCAAGAAAAGUAGCUGAUUUUGAUUUGCCUGAACAAUCUUUGCUUGUUAUUGAACUUGAUGAGCAUUCUUUAGCAAAUCAACCAAUGAUUCUUCGUUUAUUAAAUAAUUCAUUGCCUACAUCAUCAAAACAUUGUCGAUCUUCAACUAAUUCUUCUUUAUUAGCUUCUAAUAUCCCUUUUGGUUCAAUUUUAUUAUUUUUGUUUUGCCUUUUAAUUUUACUUUUGGCAUUAAUUUGGAAUUAUUUAACAAAACAAUUAAAAAAUAAAAAUGAAGAGAAUAAUAAUUGUAUUUUAAUUGGACAUUGUAAAAGAAGGCACAAAUUUGAAAAUAUUUUGUUAUGGAAAAGAAAACAAAAAACAUUUCCUCUUCCCCAAUUUGAACAACAACAAAAACAACAACAACAUUUAAAAUUUAAAGAAGCUUCAAUUUUGGAUAUGGAUAAAGACAGGCAAUUUAAUAAUAAUUUAACAACAAUUAACAAUAAUAGAGGAUUGAGAUUUUAA